AUGUCUCUCCCCCUCUCUUAUCCCGGCCUUCGAUGUAUUCUGGAGAACUUGGAGGCAGUUAAACGAGCACAUAUUGUUGGCCACUCUCCAGGCCUUCAAAAAGUGGAUAAAUUGAUUUCACUUCGUUUGAAGGAUUUCUUAAUUCACAGAAACGAAUUAAAUGUUAACAAUUUAAUGAUUAUAUGUGAUAAAGACGAAGUGAUAUUCAAAAUGAAUGGGAAAACAUUCAGCCGACAUGUAUCAGAGAGCCAAGAAGAUAAAAUGAAGAAAUUGAUCAACUUUUAUAUUUAUGGAAGGUCAAUCAUCCAUUUGGGCAGUUUGGAUUGGGGUCAAAGUUUGCUCGCCGAUUUCUUGCCGGUCGGUACGAAAUUUAGAGUGAAUUCUUUGACUGCACCUCCAUGGCAAUUCGAUACCUUACUUCCUUUUAUAGACUCACGCAGUUUUCCUCUUAAAACUAUGGCCACAAUCUCCAAGCCGUCAAUCUUUGACAGCCAUAUGGCCACCACAGCUGAAACUCUCACUCUAUUAUCAUGUUUUUCUGUUACCAUCACAUUUGAAGAACUGAAAAAGCUAAACAACAAGAGAGUGGAAUUUGAACGUUUUCGCUACUCUAAAAUUGAUAUAAUUCCAUUGAUUAAGUAUCAGAUAGAGACUAAGAAAACUACAGGAACAACAUUUGUGAUUGCAACAGAUGACAAAGAUUUCAUCAGUGAGAAGUUACGUGAGUUUGAACAAGCGUUUGGUGAAUACAGAAGUGACUUGGAUGAUCUCGAUGAGAGAUUCCUCCCAGGAUCUUCUAAAUUCUCUAUCCCAAUCAACAUCGACUCCAAAAUCCAAGUGUAUGCAAUUGAGGAGCCAGAAGAAGAUGGUCCCUAUAAAAUAAUUGUGAAACCAGUCUUGGCAUUAUGA
Messenger RNA from Caenorhabditis remanei, 909 nucleotides. RefSeq lists its product as uncharacterized. NCBI's taxonomy places the organism in Eukaryota, Metazoa, Nematoda, Chromadorea, Rhabditida, Rhabditidae. The coding region runs from base 1 to 909 and encodes 302 amino acids. The record is from RefSeq and is a predicted model, not a curated record. The transcript is spliced from 3 exons.